AUGUCCUCGUAUCCGCCUACUCCAAUUGAGACAUCCAACGUGACGUCUCCAACUGACUCGAACGAUUUCAUCAUUGCGAUAGCAGCGCAGGAGCGACGAGUCUUGGAGCUGCGCGAGGAUCUUAAGAGUGCCGAAGCAGAACUGACAAGGCUCAAGAAACAAUGGGCUCAGCACGAAGCGUACAAGAAAAGACACGAGAUCAGGAAGGCAGAGCCUCUGCGCACCGUUUCUCACCAGACGCCAACAGCAGAUGGCGAGGACACUGAAAUCUCAAAGCGAAGCGUCGAGCUUGAUAGGCGCAAGGCGCUAUUGCUCGGUCAAGCAAGCAAUCAGGGAACCCCGAAUUCGGGUAGAAGGCGGGUCAUUCGAGGCGGGCACACCCGUGCUCUGUCUCUUCUAUCACCUACCAAGACAGAAGAUGGAUUUGCUGUGCAUGAGGACACUCCGGAGGGGUUCAAGCCUCUGGUGAAGGACUCGGAACCACACUUCCAGCACCUGGCUAGAACUGGGCCGGUCACUCCAGCCCAGCUUGCAAAACGAGCGUCAUGGGCUCCUCGCUCUGUACGACCUGCGAACCCCAGCGGCGUCAAACAAAUUGCAGAAGAUUUCAAAGCGGGACUUUGGACUUUUGUAGAAGAUCUCCGGCAGGCAACUGUUGGAGACGAGCCCAUUAAUGGUGGAGGUAUCCCUACACGUGGUAUUGAUGGACACAUACGGUCUGGCUCAAGAACGCUGUUUGGCGAAGACCAGGACACCAUCAGGGCAUCGACCAGCAAUGCUCGGCCCCAUGUAGCCAAUGCAUUCAGUGACACACCUACUCCGGCUUCUCGGUUCACGGACGUAAUGUCUAAGGAUGCAGAGGGUGGUGAUAAUAAGCACCAGCGAUCUUCCUCCAAGGCUUUCACGAAAGCUAACAAACGCUUCUCCUGGACGCCCCUAACCGUGGACUCCUAUGAUGACAACGACUGGUCCAACUGGGAUAGCCCGACCGUCAAUUCACCACGAUGGAGCGGUACCACUGUGAAUGGCGACAUCAUUCCCAGCAUCCCGGAAAAGAGGGACGAGAAUGGGACGCCUCUAAAAAAGAUGUCUUCGGCAGAAGAUUAUCCUUCCGUCCAAUCUCCAUCCGCCCUCAAGCUUGAAGAGUUGUCUCUCGGCGUGCUUAACAAGCUCACUCCCGGCAACAUCAAGCGCACCGCUUCCGACUUCAUGAAGGAGUGGGAGAAGAGCCUGUCUCCGCCUCCCGAGCCAGUGGGUUUUGGGUCCAAGGAGAAGGGCAUGUAA
Messenger RNA from Phaeoacremonium minimum UCRPA7, 1284 nucleotides. RefSeq lists its product as hypothetical. The record is from RefSeq and is a predicted model, not a curated record. NCBI's taxonomy places the organism in Eukaryota, Fungi, Ascomycota, Sordariomycetes, Togniniales, Togniniaceae. The transcript has 2 exons. Bases 1 to 1284 code for a protein of 427 amino acids.